Messenger RNA from Apodemus sylvaticus (European woodmouse), 557 nucleotides. Its product is annotated as mitochondrial import receptor subunit TOM20 homolog. Gene Ontology annotation, cellular component: mitochondrial outer membrane; mitochondrial outer membrane translocase complex. The record is from RefSeq and is a predicted model, not a curated record. Gene Ontology annotation, molecular function: transmembrane protein transporter activity. NCBI's taxonomy places the organism in Eukaryota, Metazoa, Chordata, Mammalia, Rodentia, Muridae. Gene Ontology annotation, biological process: protein targeting; tRNA import into mitochondrion; protein import into mitochondrial matrix. The transcript has a single exon. The coding region runs from base 1 to 438 and encodes 145 amino acids.
AUGGUGGGCUGGAACAGCACCAUCACCACAGCGGGCGUGUAUGGUGUGCUCUUCAUUGGGUACUGCAUCUACUUUGACUGCAAAAAGGGUGACCCCAACUUCAAGAACAGGCUUGGAGAACGAAGAAAGAAACAGAAGCUUGCUAAGCAGAGAGCUGGGCUUUCCAAGUUACCUGAUUUAAAAGAUGCUGAAGCUGUUGAGAAAUUCUUCCUUGAAGAGAUACAGCUUGGUGAAGAGUUAUUAGCACAAGGUGACUAUGAGAAGGGUGUGGACCACCUGACAAAUGCCAUUACUGUGUGUGGACAGCCUCAGCAGCCGCUACAAGGGUUACAGCAGACUCUUCCACCACCAGUGUUCCAGAUGCUUCUGACCAAGCCUCCAACCAUUAGUCAGAGAACUGAAAGUGCUCAGAACUUGGCUGAAGAUGGUGUGGAAUGAGCCAGAUACCAACAUGAUGAAAUCUCAGUAAAAUAAUUUAACAGUUAGCUUGGAAACUGAUCAGCUCUGGGGGAAUAAGGGCAAAUUGUGCUUGUCAUGAACUGUCCCACACUGACAUC